Molecule: messenger RNA, 471 nt
Organism: Suillus plorans
Lineage: Eukaryota; Fungi; Basidiomycota; Agaricomycetes; Boletales; Suillaceae
Exons: 4
Coding region: 1-471 (156 amino acids)
Source: RefSeq, a predicted model, not a curated record
AUGGCUGAAGGAGACGCACAUGAACUUGAUAUUAAUGAAGUCUACAAUCUUUUUCAUGGGGAGGUGGAGGAACAACCUGGGGACGUCAUGGAGGAACAGACUGCAGAGGCUGGAGAUGUAGAGCAGGCCGGGAACGUAGAGCAAGAUGUAGAGGAGUACAUUGGAGGAAUGGAGUAUGCUGGAGACGUUGAGCAGGCUGGAGAUGUAUGGGAGCAGGUUGGUCAAGAAACCUUCACAGUAACACCAUCUGCGAUAGCGCUAUGGGACUACGCACAAGAAAUCGUACAAGACAAUAUAGAAAAUGCGCAAACUCAUCCGCACGCGCCAUGUCCUGCCCACCCUCCCAUCCAAAUGUCCUGUCGCGAUAAAUGCCUCCUGGCAUUGAUGGUGGAGGAUAGGCGCGAAGCGGUGCUUAGGUUAUGGCAGGAGUUGAACGAGAUGGAACGUCUGUUGGGUUUGGAGCAUAUCUAG